GGCUGCUGGGGCGUGGACGUCGGGGACGCGCAGAAGGCGGGCUCAGCAGGCGGAUGCGCUUAGCUGAUCGUGCGCUACGGAAUCGGGACAGUGAGUGGAAACCGAAGACGCGCGAGGGAGGAACGCGUGGAGCAUGAAGAGGCAGGCGGCCUCCUCGGGGCGGAAACGGGCGCGGAUACCGUCUGGGAAGGCCGGAGCAGCAAAUGGAUUUCUCAUGGAAGUGUGUGUGGAUUCAGUGGAAUCAGCUAUAAAUGCAGAAAGAGGAGGUGCUGGUCGGAUUGAAUUAUGUUCUGGCUUAUUAGAAGGAGGAACCACACCUAGCAUGGACAGUCGCUGCCAGUGGAUUAACAAUCAUGCUUGCAAAAUUCCUGCAUCUUCCACAGUUGGGUCUUGCAAGCCUGUACAAGACAGGUCCAGCAGGUCAAUGUGUAUACUUCAUUUUGGAAAACACUGUGUUAGAGAUAUCUGUUCAAAAUUCCAUUUUAUUUCAGCCUUCGACAUGGUUCACGAUCCAAUGGCAGCUCUAGAGACUCUCUUAACUUUGGGAUUUGAACGAGUGUUGACCAGUGGAUGUGACAGUUCUGCACUGGAAGGGCUACCUCUCAUAAAGCGACUCAUAGAUCAGGAGUUAUCCAAGUACAAGGAGGGGGAGGAGAGGGAGAAUGAGGAGUGUUCCAUGUGGAAUAAGUACUUUUCAAGUAGUUCCCUUGAAAAGACCAAAAAAAUUGGGGGUGGUAUAACAGACAGAAAUCUACAAAGGAUCCUUGAGGGUUCGGGCGCUACAGAAUUCCACUGUUCUGCUCGGUCUGCUAGAGAUUCAGGAAUGAAGUUUCGGUAAAAAUGUAUUCUUUGACUUAUGCAAGAAAGGAUGACAUUAAUCUUUACUUCCCCAAAUAGGAAAACCUCAGUUAAUGGCAUAAUGAAUGGAAUGGUGUGAUUAGUACAUAAGCAGUGCAGUUGUUUUUGCAGUUUUCAGCUGCAGAAUGGUUCUUAUCUUGCUUUAAUUAAGCAGGCUCUUCUGAACCUAGAUAAACCAUUAUAUGCGCAAGUCAUUGCUGAACUUAGACCAGUUAAUAAUAAACUCGAAUUCAGCAGGUAAGGUUCAAAUGAGUCAAAUUUGUAUGUGUGCUCAUUUACGUGUGCUUCCCUUUAGCCAAGCUAACUAUGGUGUAAGGAUAAAAGAGCCGUAGUCAUUUUAUCCUCCUACCUUUAACAGUUACUCUUCCCUCACCUUUGAUCUCUGUUUUCAGUUGUUUUGAAAUUAUAUCACCAUUAAGGAAUUGAAACUAUUAUGUGUUUUUAUUAUACUUGAGAGAACUCCAAUAAUUUAAUAGUUAGUAGUUGAUUAUUUGUAAGUUGGGAAAAGUGAGAUAUAAAAGAAGUGAG
Molecule: messenger RNA, 1386 nt
Organism: Hipposideros armiger (great roundleaf bat)
Lineage: Eukaryota; Metazoa; Chordata; Mammalia; Chiroptera; Hipposideridae
Gene: CUTC
Product: cutC copper transporter
Exons: 7
Coding region: 134-838 (234 amino acids)
Molecular function (GO): copper ion binding
Source: RefSeq, a predicted model, not a curated record